AUGCCUCAUCUAGCUCGCACCAAGAUUUGUGUGUACUGCGGAGCAGGCACUGGUGCCAGUCCCGCCCACAUGGAAGCUGCCCGGGUGCUCGCUCGUGCGAUGGCUGCAAAGAACAUCGACCUUGUCUACGGCGGUGGAACCGUUGGCCUCAUGGGAGAAAUCGCCAAGACUUUGGUCUCGCUCAAUGGGCCUCAACUCGAUGACAUGGUGAUCAAUCAGAGCUUCCCCUACGACAAACUACCCAAUCCCCAAUCAUUCCGGCUCCUUGAGAUCAAAAAUGGCGACAGUAAUGGCACCAUCCGUUGUACUCUGAGAUCGCACUCGCUGGAAACGGCACCGUUGUAUCAAGCGCUGAGCUACGUAUGGGGACCUCCAGCCACGACCAAUGGCAAAUCAAUUCAAUGCAACGGCCACGACUUCUUCGUCACUGACAAUCUGUACGGAGCUUUGCAUCGCUUGAGAAAAAUAAGAGAUUGUCGCUUGAUCUGGAUUGGCCAGAUCUGCAUCAACCAAAAUGAUAUUCAGGAACGAUCUCAACAAGUCAGUAUCAUGAGAGAUAUAUACAGUAGAGCCAAGCUCGUCAACGCUUGGUUAGGCGUGACAAAUUUGCUCGAGUCUGCUCGUGUUGUUGACAUUAUCUCCGUAAUGGCAUCUCAUAGUUGGUCUGGCAUGAUUAAACCCGAAGACCCUGUUAACGAUGAAACCCUGGCAAAUCUCGGCCUGCCCGCACAAGAAUCUCCGACCUGGGUAGCCCUCAUUAAGAUGCUCGACCUUCCAUACUUCUCAAGAGUGUGGAUCGUCCAAGAGAUAGCCGUGGCGAAAUCCUAUAGGAUCUUGUGGGGGAGCAUCAUUAUCCCUGGCGUGACCUUUCUCAGCUCUAUCAGAGGUUGGCUAUUAAUACCUAGGGUAUUGAAUAAUUGGACUGCAAUGGGUCCUGUGAAGAACGCGCUCUCGGUCGUAUUGGGAAACCACGAAAGUAAAGACUGGCCAUAUUUAGUUUCCUGGUUUGUGGCUCACGAAGCAUCAGAUCCCCGCGAUAAGAUAUAUGCAUUCAUUGGGCUCGCAGAUCAGACAGGAUAUAACAUCAUGGCAGAUUACAAUAAGCCUGUUCUGGAAGUUUACUAA
This is a messenger RNA of Fusarium verticillioides 7600, 1125 nucleotides long. RefSeq lists its product as hypothetical. Lineage: Eukaryota; Fungi; Ascomycota; Sordariomycetes; Hypocreales; Nectriaceae. The transcript has 3 exons. The record is from RefSeq and is a predicted model, not a curated record. The coding region runs from base 1 to 1125 and encodes 374 amino acids.